UCUUGGAAACUCUCUCUCCGCCGCGAAUCGCAAUGCAGCUCCACUACGCCGCCGCCACCCUCAUAUCCCUCGCCCUCCUCCUCCUCCUCCCCUCCACCACCAAUGCCCAAAACAUCACCCGCAUCCUCGCUAAACACCCCGAAUUCUCCACCUUCAACCACUACCUAACCGUGACUCUCCUCGCCCCGGAGAUCAACCGCCGCAAAACAAUCACCGUGUGCGCCGUCGACAACGCCGCCAUGGACAGCCUCCUCUCAAAGCAACUCACCCUGGGCGCCAUAAAAAACGUCCUCUCCCUCCACGUCCUCCUCGACUACUUCGACGCCAAGAAGCUCCACCAAAUCACCGACGGCGCCGCCCUCGCCGCCACCAUCUUCCAGUCCACCGGCACCGCCCCCGGCUCCUCCGGCUUCGUCCAGAUCACCGUCCUCAAGGGCGGCAAGGUCGGCCUCUCCCCUCAGGACGCCGCCAACACCACCGCCGCCACCUUCGUCAAAUCCGUCGAGGCCGCGCCCUACAACCUAUCCGUGAUCCAGAUCUCUGCCGUGCUUCCCUCGCCCGCAGCAGAGGCCCCCGCCCCUGCUCCGAGCGAGGUCAACCUCACCUCCGCCCUGUCCGCCCGCGGCUGCAAGGCCUUUGCAGCCGCGCUGACCGACAACAUAGCGGCGGAGGAGACUUUUAAAGGGAAUGUGGAGAGCGGAUUGACCGUCUUCUGCCCCGGCGACGCCGCGAUGAAGAGCUUCAUGCCCAAAUUCAAAAACCUAACAGCGGAAGGGAAGCAGUCGUUGCUUGAGUAUCACGGAAUGCCGGUCUACGAGUCGCUAUCCGGUUUGAGAUCCAGCAAUGGGGCGGCGAACACGCUGGCAACCGACGGAUCGAAGCGGUUCAGCAUCACGGUGCAGAACGACGGCAAUGAAGUCACCGUCAAGACGCCGAUCGUCACGGCGAAGAUCGUCUCCACCGUUUUCGAUAAGGAUCCGUUGUCGAUUUUCCAAUUGGAUAAGGUUUUGUUGCCGUCGGAGCUGUUCAAGUCGGAUCUGGCGCCUUCUCCGGCUCCGGAAGGAGGUCAUCAUGCCAAGGCGCCGAAGCCGUCGAGUAGAGACGAAUCGCCGCCGGCACCGGCGGGUCCGGCUGACUCACCGGUGGAUGGACCCGACGGAGAUGCGGCGGAUCAGGAUCAGCAUUCCGAUGGCGGUGCGCCUAGAUUUGUCGGUUAUGGUGUGAUUUUUAGUCUUGGGUUUGCGCUGCUACAGUUGUGAGCUUUUAUUUAUUUUUCUUUUUUUAUUUGUUUUGGUUUUCAGUUUCGUUUUGCCAAUUUAGAUGUGCUUUUUUUUUUCAAUUUUUAUUAAGGCCUAGAAAGUUGACAAGGAUGCGUUACAUUUAGG
This is a messenger RNA of Salvia splendens (bonfire salvia), 1385 nucleotides long. Its product is annotated as fasciclin-like arabinogalactan protein 1. Gene Ontology annotation, cellular component: plasma membrane. NCBI's taxonomy places the organism in Eukaryota, Viridiplantae, Streptophyta, Magnoliopsida, Lamiales, Lamiaceae. The record is from RefSeq and is a predicted model, not a curated record. The transcript has a single exon. Bases 33 to 1259 code for a protein of 408 amino acids.